Culicoides brevitarsis is the source of this 1269-nucleotide messenger RNA. RefSeq names its product 26S proteasome non-ATPase regulatory subunit 13 (gene Rpn9). Bases 83 to 1228 code for a protein of 381 amino acids. The transcript has 3 exons. Gene Ontology annotation, cellular component: nucleus; proteasome regulatory particle, lid subcomplex; cytosol. NCBI's taxonomy places the organism in Eukaryota, Metazoa, Arthropoda, Insecta, Diptera, Ceratopogonidae. Gene Ontology annotation, biological process: ubiquitin-dependent protein catabolic process. The record is from RefSeq and is a predicted model, not a curated record. Gene Ontology annotation, molecular function: structural molecule activity.
CAUUACUAAAUCCUGCAAAUCAUCGACACACAAAAUUCCGAAAAGUUGUUUUGUCUUAAAAUUAAAUAAAAUUCAAAGGAAAAUGUCGUCUCCCAACAGCGCUACAACUUAUUUGGCUGAGCAGAAGAAGACCACAAACAAGGAGUUGGCCACGGAAUGGGUUUUACUCGAAGAAUUGUACAAUGAGAAAUUAUGGAAUGAACUCACAAUCAAAUUGCACACAUUCGUGAAGCAUCCAGCGUUGCGCGAUGAAAAAUUGCUUCUGGAGCUCUACAAUCAGUUCAUUACCACUUUCGAGUCCAAGAUAAAUCCUUUCGGCUUGGUGGAAAUUUGCGCCGUAAUUGUCGAAAAUAUCGUCAACAAGGACGAAGCGGUCGCUUUCCUCGAAAAAUUGAAGGAAAAAGUGAAAAUUUGCGACGAAGCUAUUUGGUUAUGUAAAGUAUUGCAAGGCCAACUCUACUUGGAGUUCCUCAACGACUUGGAAUCGACAAAGAAAAUCAUCGAGGAUCUCAAGGACGUGCUCGAUCAAGCGGGAAAUGUCACACCAGUCCAUGGCAAAUACUACAUGUUAGCUGCCCAAUAUUAUCGCGUUGUUGGUCAACAUGCCGACUACUACCGUUGCGGCUUGCAAUUCCUCGGAUGCUCCAUCGAUGAGUUCCCGAAGGAUCAGUGGCCGCAACAAGCCUUCUUCCUCGGUCUUGCUGCCUUGCUGGGCGACGGUGUUUACAAUAUUGGUGAACUUUUGGCACAUCCCGUCUUGCAAUCUCUCGUCGGCACGGAAAACGAAUGGCUCGUCGAGCUUUUGCGUGCCUUCAACUCGGGCGACAUCAACAAAUUCGAAGCCAUGAAGACCACGUGGUACCAAAUUGCCGAUUUGGCGGCGCACGAAGUAAAAUUACGGCAGAAAAUCUCGCUUUUGUGUCUCAUGGAAAUGACUUUUAAACGACCAGCGAACCACAAGACGCUGACUUUUGAGGAAAUUGCGGCGGAAACAAAGUUGCCGAUGAAGGAAGUGGAACUUUUGAUCAUGAAAGCGCUCGCACAGGGACUUGUACGUGGCGCGAUCGAUCAGGUGGCCGGCGUCGUUAAUAUGACGUGGGUACAACCGCGUGUCUUGGAUAGACAGCAAAUCGCCGGCAUGGCAAAGACUUUGGAUGUCUGGAUGGAUUCCAUUACGGACAUGGAGAAGUUGAUUGAGACGCGUGCAAAGGAAAUUCUUACAAACUAAUUUUUAUUUGCGUUUAAAUAAAAUAAGAUUUCAUUUAUAAA